CUGUUAUGCAUGUAUAUGCAUUUCAUUUUGCAGGCCCUUCGUGCUGUUUCACACAAUUAUCCGGACUUAAUGUUAGUAUGUUGGGGACAACUCUCUGCCAUUGUUUAUAAAUUUCUGAGAGAAGGUACCGCUGAAAUUGCAACGAAAUCCUGGAAGGAACAAGCUGGAAAUACUACUGUGUUUGUUGGGGAAAAAAUCGUUACAUCUUCUAUAAAGGUUUUGGACGAAUGCCUUCGUGCAAUAUCUGGUUUUAGAGGAACUGAGGAUCUUUCGGUUGAAUUUUUUUUGGAUUCCCCAUUUACUUCUGAUUGCAUAAGGACAAAGAAAGUAUCGUCAGCCCCAUCAUAUGGGCCCAAGUGUUUGGAAGAUGCUAAAGAAGAAAGAAAUACAUGUCCAUCAGGAAGUCAGCAGUGGGCUGAGACAAUUGAGAAGCUCAUGCCUCUCAUUCUAUGGCAUAUAUCUGCAAUGGUGAGAUCUGCAUCAGUAACUUGUUUUGCUGGAAUCACUUCUUCCGUGUUCUUCACUCUCUCGAAGGAAAAUCAGGACUUCAUUGUUUCGUCUCUAAUCAAUGCUGCUGAGCAUGAUAAGGUUCCUUUGGUUCGGUCAGCUUCUUGUCGAGCAAUUGGUGUUGUCUCAUGUUUCCAAAAAACUCCUGAGAGUGCAGAGAUCCUUGGCAAGUUUAUCCAUGCUGUUGAGAUUAACACUCGUGAUCCUGUGGUCUCGGUGCGCAUACCAGCUUCUUGGGCUUUGGCAAACAUAUGUGAUUCUCUCCGUCACUUUGUUGAGGAUUUUCCUUUAAAACAAUCAACAGUUAUAGAUUCAGAAACAAACUUCCAUUUAGUGGAGUUGUUAAUUGAGUGUGCUCUGCGUCUAACAAAAGAUGGAGACAAGGUCAAAUCUAAUGCUGUAAGAGCUCUAGGAAAUCUUGCACGAUUUUUCAGAUAUUCGAGUUCACCAUGUGUGGAUAAAAAGCCAGCAAGAAGUGAGCCGAAUGCUUUUGAUGGAGGUGGGAUAACUUCAUCCUGCCCUGCAUCAUUGAAGGAUUUGCAUUGGCUAGAGAGAAUGGUGCAAGCAUUUAUUUCUUGUGUUACAACUGGAAAUGUCAAGGUUCAAUGGAAUGUCUGUCAUGCGUUGAGCAAUAUGUUUUUGAAUAAGACAAUACAACUGCAGGAUAUGGAUUGGGCUCCAUCAGUUUUUGGUAUUCUUCUGUUACUUCUACGUGAUUCUUCGAACUUCAAGAUAAGGAUACAAGCUGCUGCUGCAUUGGCUGUGCCAGAAACGGCACUUGAUUAUGGGAAAUCUUUCCCGGACAUUGUCCAGGGCCUGGAACAUGUAGUCGAGAAUCUAGGUUCAGACUCUAUUUCGGCGCCUUCAAGUUUCAAAUAUAGGAUUGCGCUGGAGAAGCAGUUAACUUCAACCUUGUUGCAUGUUCUUAGCCUUGCUUCAGCUUCUGAUCACAAACCGCUGAAAGAUUUUCUUGUCAAAAAAGCAUCUUUUCUAGAGGACUGGUUUAAGAUGCUAUACUCUUCGCUGGGGGAAACGAGUGCUCAAUCUGAGACUGUUGGAUGUGAUUCUACGGGCCAAAAGAAAGAGAUGAUAUAUAAAGCUGUACAGUCCAUGAUCGAAGUCUAUAAAAGCACAAACCAGCAAUCGAUUUGUCAGAAAUUCAAGAAGCUGGUGGUACUGUAAUCUGCCAUUUUAAUUUUGCUUGGCUUGCUCUGGCUGAUUUGUUAUGUUGGGUAAUUUUGGUUUGGUCACCUUGGAGACUAAUUUUACUCUAUCUGACAUUCGCCCUUAGUAUACCAGUUAAUUGGAUUGGAAAAAUACCCUUUCCUAUCCAAUGAUUGAACAGAGUGAGAUAUUGGAGUGGUGAGGAGAGUUUGGUGCAGAUUUUCUAGACCGUACACUAAUCCGGCUGCUAGAAUUUCAGUUACAAUUACAUAAAAGAGAGAGAGCGAGAAGGGGGAGUGUUCUAUUGUGUAUAAAUUAUCAUAGGUAUUCAUAGCUGUAUUGGAUGCAGUG
Molecule: messenger RNA, 2022 nt
Organism: Hibiscus syriacus
Lineage: Eukaryota; Viridiplantae; Streptophyta; Magnoliopsida; Malvales; Malvaceae
Product: HEAT repeat-containing protein 6-like
Exons: 13
Coding region: 10-1689 (559 amino acids)
Source: RefSeq, a predicted model, not a curated record